Messenger RNA from Patiria miniata (bat star), 1807 nucleotides. RefSeq names its product protein trapped in endoderm-1-like. NCBI's taxonomy places the organism in Eukaryota, Metazoa, Echinodermata, Asteroidea, Valvatida, Asterinidae. The coding region runs from base 1 to 1296 and encodes 431 amino acids. The transcript has 2 exons. Gene Ontology annotation, biological process: G protein-coupled receptor signaling pathway. The record is from RefSeq and is a predicted model, not a curated record. Gene Ontology annotation, cellular component: membrane. Gene Ontology annotation, molecular function: G protein-coupled receptor activity.
AUGAUCCAUGAUCCAGAUCAGUAUCCGAGGGAAACAAACAAAGAAUUCCUGGAUCCAGAUCAGCAACUUGGUAUACACGGAUCUCGCUAUGAGGCGUGUGACGUAUCUUUUUACAUAAAAGACAGCAACACCCACUCUGAUAUUCAGUGUACAGAAAACAAUCGGCCGUACUAUAGCGCAUACAAUUAUACAUACACGUCUACCAUCAUGAACGCAACCACUGUAAUACCGGUAACUGCAAGCCCACCUCUGUACUCAUACCAAGCCCGCAUCGGCUUGGCCUGUGUGUGGAUCUUAGCCGCGGUCCUUGGACUUGUUGGGAACAGCCUCGUGAUCUGGUCGGUCGUCCUGUCCAAGAAACUCCGCACGGUGACCAACGCCUUCGUGGUCAACCUCAGCCUGGUCGAUUUCUGGACGAGUCUGUCUUACCCGUGGCAGGCCGUCGCCAUACUGAGCCACGGGUCCUGGCCGUUAGCUACAGAGGUCCCAUGCUACAUAGCUGCUGUGCAGUUUUACACUGGUCUUGGUGGAAGCCUUUAUUCAUUGGCGGCGAUAGCCUUUAAUCGCUUCAUGCUGGUCACCCAGAAAACUGAAACAUACAGUCGUUGGUACUCCCCGGGAAAAGUCUCCGUCAUGAUCGCUGCGACUUGGGUCAUCCCUUCGAUCGUGUUCUUCUUGCCGCCAAUCCUUGGCAUUGGCGACUUUGGUUACGAUCCUCAAGACAACACGUGUUCAGACAAGGAUGGCCAUCCCCGCGGCCAAGAGUACAACCUGGCUCAAUCUCUUGGUCUCUACCCAAUCCCAAUGCUUAUCAUCGUCAGUUCCUACACGGCCCUCUACAUCCAUCUCAAACGUCACUUCAGGAAGCAGAAGAGGAGACGCGCCCAACAGGGAAGCCCGUCUCAGGAUGUUGAUGGGGGAACAGUUGGAGAGUCGACCGUCAGUUUCACCGUCGUGAGCGAGUCAUCACCGGUGCCUGCCAACGACAUGACUAAAGGCAUCCGGCGAGAAAUCAGCCGUCAACAGCUUGCUAUCACCAAGAAUCUCUUCAUGGUGUUUUUCAUCUUCUUCUUGUUGAUGUCUCCAUAUUUCAUCUCUCUGGCUAUACCAAGCAGUGGCGCGUUUGCUCUCUACGGGGCAACCAUCAGUAUGCUGAAUAGCUGUGUAAACCCCAUUAUCUACACGGCAAAGCAUCCUCAGUUCAAGUUGGUGCUUCGAAAGAUCCUUCGCUGUCGCUACUCUCAGAUACCUGAACCAUCUGACUGGCUGAAAUCCAUCUUGUCUCGGCGGAAGUAAACAGGUUUUUCAUACACAGAAUGUUUUUGAGUUGAACCCUUUUGUUACUUUUUAUGGAGGGAAGGUGUUUCAGUUUUGCAACUGAUUGGCAGUGAUGUUUUAGCACCAGAGGAAGCUGGUUGCGUCUUAUUAUAUGCAUAAUUACUUUACGAUGAAUUUAAAGUGUUCAUGAGAUGAAUUAUUGUUUAUAGGAACGCAUUUUGUGCAGCUUUUUACUACUCAUAAAUGUAUGAAAACUAUUUGACAUCCCUUUUUGGUUAAUUUUAUUAACCUUUAAACAUUCAGUUAACUGUUCAGUUAAGGAUUUCUGUUCGAAUUGUUAACCCAAACAUCUGCCCAUUGAAACCAUUUGUGAGAACAGUUGCUCAUUGGUUUACUUUAUGUACUGCCAUCUACUGACACCACAACAAAUCACCGAACAAAGAAUAUGUACGACAACAACAUAUCCCGAAUUCUGACGACUUUUGGUGCAGAAAUAGCUGUAACAUUGAGGUUUCUGCCUGAAGUGACA